Molecule: messenger RNA, 2454 nt
Organism: Mesorhabditis spiculigera
Lineage: Eukaryota; Metazoa; Nematoda; Chromadorea; Rhabditida; Rhabditidae
Source: the annotation of a GenBank genome assembly
AUGGAUGAAAUUGGCUGGAAAAGACGCGGAACCGACAAACCUGGGGAAAAACGCAGACCAUUUUUCCCGAGAAUCAAACACGCCAUCAAACUGAUUCCUAUUUUAUUCAGGUUCUUUCUCUACCGUUUUGGAGAAUGGCUUAAAGGGCGAGGCGUUUUUAUCGAUAUGCUUAAUCAGAUGUCACAUGACCCCUAUACCGGGAUGCCAUUGGGUGGAAUCGGUUCAGGAACGCUUGGUACAGAUUAUCGAAUGGCAUUCAAUUCAUUUUCAAUUCUACCGGGCAUUAAAGAAAAGGGUUGCCCCAAUAUUAAAGCCGACCAGUUUAUCCUCUCGGUUCGCCGACCAUCCGAUGGGAAAUUGUUAUAUGAAAAAUGUCUAACUACAGCAACUUUCCGUUCUAAGCACCUUUCUGCUUGGGAUCUAUCUUUUCCGAAAGAACAUUUCAAAUACCGUAGUCUUUAUCCGCGAUCAUGGACGGAAUACCUGAUACCGGAGCUCGGCCUGAAAUUGGUGUGCGAGACUUUCUCCCCAAUAAUACCCCAUGAUUAUAAGGAUCCAUCUUUACCGGUGGCUUGUUUCGAUUGGUCUAUACAAAACGACAGCACAAUCGAUUAUGACAUAUCCAUCGCUUUCACCUUCCGAAAUGGAACCGGAAACUCAAAAUGGCAAGCCGAAGGCCCUUGCAGAGGACAUCUGGUGCGCGAAGGGAGUCUUUACGGUGUGGAAGUCGGCCAUACGAUACGCACGCUUCCAACCGUCUUCGGAAUCUAUGCUACGGCCGAUGAUAAAACAACCGUUUCGACCGAUUUCUUUGACCCAACCGGUGAUGGUCAACAGCUUUGGGAUCAAAUUGGGGCUGGCGGCCUUGAGAAUAGGCCAGCUCAAGCCCAUAAAACUCGGAAACAGCUUGGCAUCGCGUGCUGUCAAACAUUCACUUCCCACCAUGGAACAUCAUCUCAAAAACGGUUCACCCUAGUGUGGAACAUGCCUAGAAUUUCGUUUGCUGGCGUGCGAAAAUUCAGCAGGAGAUAUACGCGUUGGUUUGGCACGGAUUUGGAUGAUACAUGGAAGAUUGUAGAAUAUGCACUGCAGAAAGCCGACGACUGGAAACAGCGGAUUACAGCGUGGCAGAGCCCGAUCUUGGAACAUAAAAUCCUACCGGAUUGGUUCAAAUCGUGUUUAUUGAAUGAGCUCUAUUACAUCAGUGACGGUUCUACAAUUUGGGUGGAAUUCGACGAGCAGUGGCUAAAUGACGAACCGGGUCUCAGCCCGCUCACUGUUCAACAAUACCGCCAAUAUGGGCGAUUCGGAUAUGCUGAAUCAUGGGAAUAUUUGAUGGUGAACACCUACGACGUGCAUUUCUACGGAAGUUGGGCCUUAUACGAAUUGUGGCCGCAUCUCGAGCUCGGAAUGCAAUUCGAGUUUUCUGACCAAUUUCGACGAAUCGACACGCACACAGCCACUUCGCUACAGGCCGGUGCAGAAAUGGCUAGGAAGCGAAAAGGGCGACUUCCACAUGAUGUUGGCAACCCAAAUGGAGAACCCUGGCUGGAGGUGAAUGCCUAUUCCCUACACGAUACUAGCGGCUGGAAAGACCUCAACCUCAAAUACGUCAUCCUUUCCUAUCGUGAUUAUCGCGGAAUCGUCUUCAAAAAUAAUGGAGAAACGGAAGCAAAGAAGAUACUUGCUUUCUUCUUUGAGCGAAGCAGGGAGAUUAUCGAUUUAGGGCUUGUGGAAUGGGAUAUAGACGGUGAUGGGAUGAUCGAAAACAAUGGUACGCCGGAUCAAACUUAUGAUAUCUGGUCGAUGAAGGGGACAAGCGCGUACUGUGGCAGCCUUUGGAUAGUUGCCGUUGAAUGUGUCCGGAGGAUGGCCAUCGAACUGGAGGAUCGAGACGCUGAGAUGCGCUACAAGAAGAUACUGGACAGGGCGUCCGACGCCUUCAUGACAAAAUUGUGGACAGGCAGUUACUUUGCCUUCGAUGAAACCCCGCAGAACCGCUCUCUAAUCAUGGCCGACCAGCUAUGCGGCUUUUGGUUUCUUUCAUUGAUCGACCAAAAGGCGUGCGGCUCGCUACUGGGUGAACUUGGCCCGGGGGCCCUACAAAAGUCGAUGGCGACGAUCUACGAAAAGAAUUUAAUGGGUGUGUAUGGAGGAUCAUUAGGACCUGUCAAUGGUAUCAGGACGAACGGCCGCAUCGACACAAGCAGCAUUCAAAGCGAAGAAAUUUGGACUGGUACCGCUUACAGCUUGGCGACUUUGCAUUUCCUUUGUGGUCAAUUGACGGAAGGCCUAGAAUUGUGUGAAGGCAUGCACCAAAACAUAUGGAACACCUUUGGGAUGCAAUACCAGACCCCAGAAGCGAUUUUCCCCGCCAACUACUACAGGGCUAUCGGCUAUUUACGACCUCUGUCUGUUUGGUCAACGUUAGCUGCAUUGCAGAUGAAAAUCUCC